Brienomyrus brachyistius is the source of this 6556-nucleotide messenger RNA. It is a transcript of the gene znf512b, whose product is annotated as zinc finger protein 512B. The record is from RefSeq and is a predicted model, not a curated record. Gene Ontology annotation, molecular function: zinc ion binding. Bases 426 to 2723 code for a protein of 765 amino acids. The transcript has 18 exons. NCBI's taxonomy places the organism in Eukaryota, Metazoa, Chordata, Actinopteri, Osteoglossiformes, Mormyridae.
UGCACGGUAGUGCGUCGGCUGAAUCGCACCAAACGGCCAGUUCUUGCAUUGGUUUAUUUAAUUCUUUUAUUUAUUUUUUAAAAACAGAAAUAUGGAUUUGCAUGGUGGGGAAUUAAAAAAAUAAUAAUAAAUAACGCGAGAGUUUGCAAGUUGACUCCAGACUGUAGUUAGAGCUGUCAAAGGGAGAGCGGAUCGCGCAUGACCCGACACACAUUACUGUAUACUGUACGCGGCCGCCGAGAUAUUAUCGCUCCGAAAAGCAGCGAUAAUCCAGAGGGGCUGCCCGUCUGUGCGCAUCGCCGGCAGGUGUGAUCGCCAUGUAGGAGCGGCAGACACGCAGCGCAGCGCACCGCCUGACCGACCCCACGUGGGUGACCCCAGACACCCGGGCUGCCCCGCCGGCGUAGGUGACUCGGACCCCAGGUAUGGAGACUUCCAGUGGGACCCUGGGGAAGCUGACCCUGGGUGCGAAUAAGGGCCGGCCGGUGAAACCACCCCACCCGCCCGAAACAGCCUGGGCGGCGGGGGCAGGAGACAGCAGGCACGGCUUCGCUUGUAACGAGAGAGCGGAAGGGAAGAAGAAGGGCCGCCCACGAGUGGAGAUCCAUGAGCUGAGGAGCAUUCCGGCUGCCAUGAUGGUCCAGUGGAAGGAGGACUUCAAGAGCCGCUCCAGAGUGAAGUGUCCCAGCCCAGGCUGCUGGCUGGAGUUCCCCAGCAUCUACGGGCUCAAGUACCACUACCAGCGCUGCCAGGGGGUGAGUGCUGCUCCCAACAGGGCGACUCUGUCGGAGAAGCUGAGCCAUAGCUGCCCGUACUGCGAGGCCGCCUUCGCCUCCAAGAUACGCUUGCAGAAGCACAAGGUCUGGAAUCACCCCGAGAGGGUGUCCCAGGAGCCCAAGGACGAGAGCAAGUUGCCGAAGGGGUCAGCCAAGGCCACGGUGAAAAAGAGGCCGGCGGAGAAUGCGGCGGCAGCCCCUGUCGCCAAGGUGAAGAAGGAGGCCUUGCAGCUGUCACAGAACGGCGAGUGUGCCGCGCCCAUCGCCGACCGCAAUCCACACGCCGCUCGCCAGGCAGCGUCCUCUGAGACCUCGCCCGAUACGCCGGGGGGGAGCGAGAGUGAGGGCGGCAGCCUGCCCCCGCCCUUUCCCGAGGAGGAUCCGGAGAGAACAAAGCACAGGAGGAAACAAAAAGCCCCGAAGAAGUUCACCGGGGAGCAGCCAUCGAUUUCUGGAACGUUUGGACUGAAAGGGAUAAACAAAGUGGAGGAGAAGCUCAAGUCUGGACGUUGCAAGAAGCCAGAUGGGGGGGCGUUUAAUGAGGAGCCUGUCAGGAAAACCCAGACUCCGGUACCCAAGAAGGAGCCAUCACCUCCGUGUUCGGGGAGCCCUGAAGUGCAGUGGCAGCACGCCAUUUCAGAGCGGGGGGAGGUGGUCUGUCCCACCUGCUCCCUGGUGACCAGGAAGACGGUUCUGGGUCUCAGGAAGCAUAUGGAGAUCUGUCAGAAGCUCCAGGACGCCCUCAGGUGUCAGCAGUGCCAGAAGCAGUUCAGGUCGAAGGCGGGACUCAACUAUCACACCAUGGCGGAGCACAGCAGCCAGCAGCCCUCGGGAGGUGAAGGCCAGGCUGGUGAUGAGCAAGAAGAGCGGGACAGGCUGCGUAGGGUCCUCAAGCAGAUGGGCAGGAUCAAGUGCCCCGUGCAAGGCUGUUCUGCUCACUUCUGUAGCCUCAUGGGCUACCAGUACCACCAAAAGCGCUGCGGCAAGGAGCUAUCCGAGGCCGACAAGCCGGUCUUCAAGUGCCAGCACUGCGACAAAACCUACCGGUCCAAAGCGGGCCGGGACUAUCACCUGCGCUCCGAGCACGCCGCCACACCUGCCGCCAGUCCCACGCUAAAAGCGGAGGACCUGCCAGUGGCACGGAACCCGGACGCCCUUGGGAAAGUCGCGCGACCGUUGAAGCAAGAGGAACGGGACACAGGAGAGACGAGGGAGACGCAGGAUGAGCAGGAGCAGGAGGAGGAGCUGAACUUGGAGGAGGACUUCGAGAGGACCCCGAGUGGGAGGGUGAGACGUCGCUCCGCCCAGGUGGCAGUCUUCCACCUCCAGGAGAUCGCCGAGGACGAGCUCACCAAGGAAUGGGGAGCGAAACGGCGCAACAAGGAUGACCUCGUCCCCGACAUCAAGAGGCUUAACUACACACGCCCCGGACUUCCAAAAUUCAGCCCCCGGCUACUGGACAACUGGAAGAAUGAGGUCAAGGAGAAGGGCUUCAUCUGUUGCCAAAACUCAAACUGUGAAGCGGUGUACUCGAGCGUGUCGGGACUCAAGGCUCAUUUAGCGAACUGCAACAAGGGCAAUGACGCAGCGGGGAAAUACCGGUGUCUGCUGUGCCAGAAGGAGUUCAGCUCAGAGAGCGGCGUGAAAUACCACAUAAACAAGACUCACUCUCAGAACUGGUUCCGGGCGGCCAGCCAUGAGACGGCCAGCAUAAAGAGGAAGGAGCCUCAGAACGGGCUGAAGACAGAGCCCCAGGGUGGCAGCGGCGCCGGGAAGAAGAGGGGCCGCAAGCCCAAGGCACGGCCACCCAGCGCCACCCAGAAGGACGCAGGGGACCCCGUCCCGUCAGAGACUCAAAGCCUGAACCCCACCCCCGCUGCGUCGGCACCCAAAACAGAGACGUUUCCCCCCCUACCGGGAGACAGGCCACAUCCAAAAAAGUGCUGAGCUCCAAGUAAAUUGUAACUCCACAGUCCAUUAACGCGCUGUCCGACACCCCCCAGGAAACUCUUCUGGUCUAAUUGUGAAGAGAUACUUUAGGACAAAAGCAAAAGGGGGGGGGUGAAUAUUUCCUCAAACAUUAACUCAAAAUUGACCUAGUGAUUUUAACCUUACAUAUAAAAAUAUAUACAGUAUAUACUGAUAUAUAUAAUACUCUCUUUUCCAUUUCAUUCCUAGGCCUUAUUUAAAUUCUUACAUUACUCACAAAAGGGGUAAAUUGUAGCCAGUCAAAAAAAAAAACCCUUUUAUAUAAACUUUUUUCUUAAGCAGUAACACUUCAAUGUAUUUUAAAUAUCUAUCUUGAUGAUACGUGUCUACAGAAUAGUUCCACGUUUUGUCUUUCAGAGGAGUUAGUUAAAUUAAGCUAAAUUUGCAUCCUCCUGUAGGAAGUGGGUUCGUUUCUGUGACAGGCGGGUUCAGGCUGUUCGCGUGCGUUCGAUUCCACCUUUCAUCUCCUCUGUCCUUGUUGCUGUCUCCUUCUGUUUAACUCUGGCAGCUGAAUAUCGAGGCGUGUGUCGUCCCUGGAGAUAGCGAGAUGGCGGAUAGCAUUCGCGAUAGCAACAAUGUGAUAUUGUGUCUUUUUUUUUUUUAAACGUCAGCACAAAGUGUGGACACAUAAGCUGUGAUCGAUUUACACACAUCCUUUGUGUCUAAACGGUAGUUCAAUAGCUAUAGCUUUGAAGCUUGAAUGUGGUUAAGACUUUAAGUCCUGGAGUUUAUCUGCACAGAAAAUGAGAAAAUGCUAUUGUUUUUUUUUUAAAAAUUAGAUUUAUUAUUUCAGCUGAAGAAAUAUUGAUCAUUUUUCUAUUAGGGAGUUGAUCACACAAAUGAAAUGCAGCAAGUGUAGAUAAUAGGUUUGUCUAAGGAUAUAAAUCCAUAUUAAAUAAUUGGAUUAGAUAAAAAUUAUUUUUGCACAAGUCAUCCUUUCAAAGGAUAAGGCCUUUUCGAAAAGUACUUUUAAAAUGAAAUUUUAUCUUCCAAAAGUUAAAAUCUUUAAAUGAUACCUAAUAUAUGAUUAAUAGUGGUAAUAAUUAUUAACAUUUAUUUUGAAAUUCUUAGAAUUGUUGUAGCUGGAUAUUUACAAUAUUGAAACAUAGUUUCUCAAACAGCAAUGAAUUAAAUCAAACGCACAAUUAAUAAGUUAAAAUGAGCUUAUUUUCAUCCUAGAGUGAAAUGUAAUUAUAUCUGAACUUGCAACAAGAUUUUCUGACAGUAUCUUCUCUCUCCCCGUUAUAAUAACAUUGGAGUAGUUCAAUAAGAAUAAAACCCAUGUAACAAGUUUGAAGGUUGUUAUUGCGGGACCUGUGGUGGAUUUGACAUUUGCUAAGAGUGUUUGGAUAGGAAGCCUCCAGUGGGAAGGUAGAGAAUUACUUACGGCAUUUUCAGGUUAGAACAUUCAUUCAGUACACAGAACAUCAACACCAAUGAUAACAAUCAAAGGAGUUACAGCCAGAGGAACAUUAAUAUUAGUAAGAGGCACCAAUUUACUGGAAGCCCCCUGGUCUUCUGCCUAGUAAAGCCUGUGCAUUAAAGCGUCACUGGUUAGUGAUGGGCAAAUGAGGCUUCGUGAAUCAUUUGCUGUAUUUUCAGACCCCACUAGAUGGCGCCCUCUGUUCAUAAAAGGGCUCGAAGCAUGCCCCAACGCAAGCCAAGAGCACCAUCUAGUGGCUCAAAAAAUACAGCAAAUGGUUCAUGACGGUUCUCUUGCCAAUCGCUACCCUUGGUUAAAAUCCUCGCAGUGUGUUUCAGAUUCGGACGCUCCUGUUAUGAGCAGUUAUAAGAUGCACUUAAAUGCUGCGUUCACCAUUUACUUCAUGAGCAUUGAUGGAGUUAGUUCAUUUCCAUGUUCAGGAAGGCGCGUGUCCCUAAAGUUAUUGACCAGCAGCUUGAGGUGUGGCCAGGCUGGGGCUUUGUGCCUCUAAUUGUUUCUCUGAAUCUUUAAAAAGGCUGAGUCAUUCUCAUGAAAAGCCAUAACAAAGAAAAAAUAAUAAUUACUUUUAUAACCUUUUAGAUUAAAAUUUAAAAAACAAAAAUGUUGUGACACUAAGUAUAAUGUACGACACAACUGGUCUUGACCGAAGCACAUGUCUUGUGGACAUAUUUCAUAGAUGAACACUUAGAAUAUAUAUGAUUUGAUUAUAUAUCACUCUUGUUACGAAGAAUGACCUUACAGAAGAGUUUAGAAAGCUGGUUGAACAUGCAGAUGCAGUUUAAAGUGAUCAACCCUUGUAAAUACGUUAACUUUAAACCUUGUUUAUCCUGUAGUAUUAAAAAAAUGAGAAAUAUAUUUUGGGUCCUAGACUCCCACCCACCAGUCACUGACUAUGUAGCUUUAUCAAACAUUAAAACUGGAUUUAAAGUUGGAUCGUUACCUUCCUGUAGGCCUGACACCUUUAAAGUUAUGUCGACUUUAGCGUCUGUACUUUGUUAGCCAGCAUUUUGAUGGGUGAUCAAAUGAUUUGAAGUUGUUAUAUUCCGUAACCGAAUGUGUAACUAUUACAUUUAUAUGAUCCUUGUAGUGUAGCCUUGUUAAUCUUUUAAUCCACCUACUUAGCUGACCUUAGUUGGGUUGAGUUUUGGCAGGCACAAGCUGAAGUAGGUUAGCUAACCCUUCUCAUUCAUUUUCCUUACUGUCUAUCAAGUCUGAAUGGUAAGAGGAAUCGUUGAAAAAGCUUUCCUGUUUUUGUAAAUUGUACUUCUCGAAGUAGCAUUGCGCUGUUGGGUUUAUGUGCAUCGUCUUCGUUUACUUACUGGCCUUUUUCAAUGUGACUGAUGAUUUAUGUUGGACUGUACUUCUCUGAGUUCGCUUCCGCCUAAACAACGCGUCUUCCCUAAGCCACGUGUGGGCGCACUCUGCGAAGCAUGAAACUGUAAUAUUACCUUAGAGAUACAGCAAUAUGUAUAUUAUGCGUUGGUUUGCAGUGAAGCCAAAAAUAAGAAAUAGAGGCACUGCAACAGCAGGGCGGGUUACCCCCCCACCGGGCGCUGUAAUCUUUACACGGUCAGCCAUGUUGGGCGUUUAUUGAUUUGUUAAAUUGUAUCCCCCUGUCUAUCCGCUGCAUUUACUUUACCACUCACUGUCCGUUCAGAUAUCCACAUGGAAAAUGUUUUUUUUUAUUAUUAUUAUUCUUAAGUGAAGUAUAGCGGGGAAAGGGGCUGUUUAUGUCUUGUUCAUUUACUAUCCUAUGAAAUACGCUUGAAUUACUGUUGCUGGUGCGACUGAGGAUCCGGACUCUGUGAUUGAAGACAACCUCGGUAGCCUCCGUUUUAGGUGUUCCGUUUUCAUUUUUAUGUCCCGGACAUUUUGUUUCCGAUUAAAGUUCUAUAUAUAUAUAUAAAUAAAGACGAUCCUUUAAAAGAAACUGUUACGAUCGAUAUAAUCAAUAAAGAAUGAAUCUGCACAGGGGCGUCAGAAGCAUUUUGAAUGUGGGCGGGGGGGGGACACCGGCGUAAAACUAAUAUUUUAUGUUAAAUGUGGGGGGGAGGGGGUCCAAACGAAUAAUUAUGAAAUGUGAGGGGGACACGUUCCUCUCAAAUUUAAUGGCGGCGACGCCCAUGAAUCUGCAAGAUUUUCACACGUGAAGCUUUUAUGUAGCCUGGGUCCACAGAGUAUAUUGUUUUAAGGGUUGAUUUCUCUGUCAUUCAUCCUACCCGAGGCUGUUCAAUAUGGGGAAUAUUCAGACCAUUAAUAUAUAAGGAAUAUUUUACAGAUUGUUGUAUUUACUGUGCAUCGGUACUCUUCAUAUAAUUAAUAAAAACGUUGACUGUGUUGCAUCUUU